Messenger RNA from Macrobrachium nipponense, 1793 nucleotides. RefSeq lists its product as uncharacterized. The transcript is spliced from 2 exons. Lineage: Eukaryota; Metazoa; Arthropoda; Malacostraca; Decapoda; Palaemonidae. The record is from RefSeq and is a predicted model, not a curated record. Bases 538 to 1374 code for a protein of 278 amino acids.
UGUUAGGGAUAUUUAGAUUGUAUUUGUUAGGAUAUUCUUACUUUUCGCUUGCCUCCUCCUUUCUGGACCCUCUCCCCUUUUAGUAUGUAUGUGUUGAGGACCUUUCUUUAAUUGUGUAAUUGUUUUCUUUUGCAGGGAGUUUAAGAGUGAGUGUUUCUCAUUAAUUAUUGUAUUGUUGAGGUUCAGGUGUUAUUUCUAUCUGAAAGUUGUGUAUUAAAAUUAAGUAUAUUUUUGUAGUAUUUUCUUUGUCCCCUUGAAUUGACUUUGCACUCUUAUUGAAGUUGGAUACUAUUCCACCUUUUGUGGACUUAGUAUGGUAUUUUGGUGAAUACUAUUUCAUAAAAGUUUAGUGUUUUGUGUGGUGGUCAAGCUAGGCAUCACAAGUGGCGACCGUUUUGACAGGAUCUUUCGUUCCUAAGUAUUCACCUGUGUAUGUGCAAAGUUAAUUCUUGGGGUUAUUUUUCAGGCAGCAUAUUUUCACCUCCUCGUGGUUGUCUUGUGUAAAUUUAGUAUUCUGUGUGAAUAAUAGUGGUCAUUAUGGUUGUUAAUGUAUUAGAACUCCUUAGCGGAGAGGGGUGGCAAGAGAGGCUUGCAGAGUUGAAUAGGGAAGACUUGGAAAUUGUAGCGCAGCAUUUUGAAUUGGAAUAUGAAGUGUCCAUAAGAAAGGGUGUAUUGCUAUUGCAAAUUUAUGAAUAUGUUAAAACUGUAAAGGCAGGUGGGGAACAAGAAGUGAAACCUGAUAAAGGACUGUUGUCUGUAGAAAUUUUGGAUAGGCAAAUUGCUCUGAGGCAGAUGGAGUUUGAAAUAGAAAAGUUUAAGGCAGAGGAAAGAGAAAAAGAGAGGCAGCAUGAGAUUGCCAUGAGAGACACAGGUUCCUCAUCUUCCCCUCCCCCUUUCCCAAAUAGGUCAGUAACGCCUGCUAUUAAUUUAGCGCAGGCUCUCAAAUUUGUGCCUAAAUUUGAGGAAAAUAAUGUAGCAGAGUUUUUUGUAUCGUUUGAGAGGAUUGCAGCAAGGUUGGAGUGGCCCCAAGAGUAUUGGACCACUCUUAUACAAAGUAAAUUGGUUGGAAGAGCUCAGAGGGUGUAUGUAACUCUGGAGGAGGAUCUGUCAUCAGAUUAUGAGAGUGUGAAGGCUAUUGUCUUGAAGGCCUAUGAGUUAGUCCCUGAAGCCUAUAGGCAGCGCUUCAGGAACUUAGAAAAGAUUGUGUUGGUUACGUGGCGGCGAUCCUUCGUUAUCCGAGGGAUGGAGAUUUACGCUUGGAGGAGUUUGCCUCAGUGUGUUUCUGAGCCUCCAACCUUGAAGGGCACGAUUAUUGCUGUUGGAACUAUAUUUAUUCCUCGCCACAUUGCAGAGCUACGUUUUGAAGCUGUAUAGCUUUUUGGAUAUCCUUACUCUGCAGCAAGAACCUUUUAUUCUGCAUUUUGUGUACUGCCCUUGGUUCAGUAAAAGCCAAGGGGACCUCUCUGUCCCAAGGUAAUAAUAUUUAUACCUAUAAUUAUUUAUCGAGAUCACGACCUGUGAUCCUCUGCUGACGUCAUAAGUGGAGCUUGUGAAAGCCUUCCAACACCAUAGUUUCGGAUCAAUUUUCCCUGCCACCCAGAUUAAACCUCCAGACGUGGAGUUUAUUGUCCUUUAAGAGGAGACUUAUAAAGUCGUUUGAGGAACUUGUUAGGGAUAUUUAGAUUGUAUUUGUUAGGAUAUUCUUACUUUUCGCUUGCCUCCUCCUUUCUGGACCCUCUCCCCUUUUAGUAUGUAUGUGUUGAGGACCUUUCUUUAAUUGUGUAAUUGUUUUC